This is a messenger RNA of Gossypium raimondii (Peruvian cotton), 480 nucleotides long. RefSeq lists its product as uncharacterized. NCBI's taxonomy places the organism in Eukaryota, Viridiplantae, Streptophyta, Magnoliopsida, Malvales, Malvaceae. The record is from RefSeq and is a predicted model, not a curated record. The transcript is spliced from 2 exons. The coding region runs from base 16 to 339 and encodes 107 amino acids.
UUUCUUUCAAAAAACAUGUUUGCAGCAGAGAAAGGGGAAAAAAAUAAAAAAAAGGUGAAAACAAAAGAUAAAAGCCCUCUGCUAGAGUUUCCAAAUGCCGCCGCCGACGUUCAGCCCUAUGCCUUCACCAAAAGCUCCGAUUGCGACGGAGAUGGCGGAGGCACGGCGGCUUCGACGAAAGACUCUUUGAGUCCACGAUUGCAGGAGUUCGUGGAGUGCACGGCGUGGGGAAAAAGGGUGGUUCCGCAACAUGCGCUGAUCGGAUCUGCUAGAGGCUGCUGGAGACCUUGCUGGAGCGGCGCAAGGAAAACUGCUAGGGUUUUCCAUUUUUGGGGCUGAUUUGGGUCAGGAAAUGGGCCUAUAAUUUGGUUAUUGGGUCAGGGUGUUAUUGGGUUUGUUUAUUGGUUUGGGCCCGGGCAUAUUUGGGCUUGUACAGUAUUAUUUAACAAUUGAUAUUAUAACUAAAAAAAUGAUUGUGCU